Messenger RNA from Chelmon rostratus (copperband butterflyfish), 4279 nucleotides. It is a transcript of the gene runx3, whose product is annotated as RUNX family transcription factor 3. Gene Ontology annotation, molecular function: DNA-binding transcription factor activity, RNA polymerase II-specific; RNA polymerase II cis-regulatory region sequence-specific DNA binding; ATP binding. Gene Ontology annotation, cellular component: nucleus. The transcript is spliced from 8 exons. Gene Ontology annotation, biological process: regulation of transcription by RNA polymerase II; neuron differentiation; regulation of cell differentiation. Lineage: Eukaryota; Metazoa; Chordata; Actinopteri; Chaetodontiformes; Chaetodontidae. Bases 285 to 1550 code for a protein of 421 amino acids. The record is from RefSeq and is a predicted model, not a curated record.
GAGGAGGAUGCAGAUACACUGUGGCUUUUAGCCUCUUACUAGCACUGACGCUCCAGUCAGGCCACCACCAUCGUGGGAGAGAAAGAGAAAGACAGACCACGCUAUCAGGCUCGCCGGCUAACCUCAGACCCUCAGCUCCCUGCGUGACAGAAGGACCACAAACCCAGCCCUCCCCGCCGGGCCACAUCCACCACCCGGGCUCCGUUAGGUGGGCCCCCUCUCAUCUCCAGCCCUGUUGGAGAUCGACUGCAGCGAGGGCUCCACGCCGUUCUGCCUUCCCUGUCAUGGCAUCCAACAGCAUCUUUGACUCCUUCUCCAACUACAGCAGCAGUCUACUCAGAGAGCCGCCCACCACCAGACGGUUCACGCCGCCCUCCACGUCCUUCCCCUGCAGUAAGAUUGGAGACAGCAACGGGGCCAUGGCCACCCCGGGGCCCCUAAGGUCAAGACCGGACACCAGGAACGUGGUGGACGUUCUGGCGGACCACGCCGGCGAGCUGGUUCGGACAGACAGCCCCAACUUCCUCUGCUCCGUCCUCCCGUCUCACUGGAGGUGCAACAAGACGCUCCCCGUGGCUUUCAAGGUCGUGGCUCUCGGUGAUGUUCCCGACGGGACUCUGGUCACCGUGAUGGCCGGAAACGACGAGAACUACUCGGCCGAGUUGAGGAACGCUUCCGCCGUGAUGAAGAACCAGGUGGCCCGCUUCAACGACCUGCGCUUCGUGGGCAGGAGCGGACGAGGAAAGAGCUUCACUCUGACCAUCACUGUGUUCACUGGACCGCCGCAAGUGGCCACCUACCACCGCGCCAUCAAAGUCACUGUGGAUGGACCCCGGGAGCCGCGCAGGCACAGAGUGAAGAUAGAAGACACCCAGAAGAUGCAGUUCUCUGACAGGCUGUCAGAGAUUGAGCGCUACCAGCGGAGUAUGCGAAUAGGCCCAGGGAACAAUCCGCCCCGCCCCAUCCACCAAACUCACCUCAGCACCACACAAGCCCUGUGGCAGGAUCAAAUGGACACCCCCGCUCUGAAGACAUGCAAGGUGGAGGAGGACCUGAGACCAUGGCCAGGGACUACAGAUCUCUUCCAGCAGAGAACCACCUUCCCGUCUCUGUCACCGCUGACUGACCCUCGCUUCUCGGAUCCCCGCAUGCACUACCCCGGGGCCUUCCCCUACUCUGCCAACACCUCCAGCACCGGCAUCAGCGGCCUCAGCAUGUCAGCCUCUUCUAGAUACCACACCUACCUGCCGCCCCCCUACUCAAACAACCAAACCCAGAACUUCCAGUCAAACUCCUACCUGUAUUACGGCACAGGCUCUGGAUCCUACCAGUUCUCCAUGGUGGCGCCAGGGAACACCGGGGGCGAGCGCUCUCCCACCCGCCUGCUGUCCUGCUCGGGGGCCACGGGCACCGGAGGGACCAACAGCCUGAUGAACCCGGGCCUGAACACCCAGAGCGAGGGCGUGGAGGCCGACGGCAGCCACAGCAACUCCCCCACUGCCAUGACGGCCUCGGGCCGUUUGGAUGAGUCCGUCUGGAGGCCUUACUGACUGACAGACAGCUAGACAAUCAGAGGGAGGAAAAGUCAAGAGGAUGAUGAACAAAAAAAAAAGAUGAACACUGAAAGAAAAAAACAAACAAAAAAAGAGAAAUGCUGCAUGUUUGUCUUUUAUUUCUCCAGCACUCGCUUUAAAGACUUUCUGCGUUGUACCAACUCUCUCAAGACUUCCAUGUAUUUUGUAAAUUUUGAGUAAACUCCUGCACUGUGCUAAAACAUGUACUCUUAAAAGGACUAUAAAAGCCAUAAAAGUCGAGAUUAUGUUCAGCUGUAAAUAGACGUGAGGGUAAAACCAGAGAAGCCGUAGUAACCCUUCAGGAUGACUGGUCUGGCGUAAACAGGUACUCGUUAAAGACAAAAGACAAUGACGGUAUGAUCGAUCAGGACAGCUGAUGAACUGAAAAACCACAGUGGACUCUCAUCAAACACACUGUUCAGACUGAUCCAACUCACUCGGCCAGUGGAGGAGAGCAGUCGGACCGGAUGUCUGCUCCCUGAGUGAUGACUCCGACAUCCUUCCAAGGCAUAUGGCUGCACUGCUGUAGCAAUCAGUCCUUCUAAGCUUUAAGUUCUGUACAAACCUGAAUAUUGCAAAAAAAAAAAAACAAGAAAAAAAAAGUCGUGUCAGUUGUGAAGACAUCGUCAGUUGCAUCCAGGUCUGAUACAUGUGCUCACAGUACUCAUGCAGUACCUUGUUGCCUAAUUUAUUAUCCAAAAGGACUCAUUAGCCUUUGGUGCUACGGUAUGCCGUGGAUUUCAACACAGUCGCUGAGAGGGAAGCGUAUUAUCUGUCAGGACUCACAUGUUUCAGAAAUGAAUUCUCCUCUGCUGUGUCAUCAGUGUAUCCAGUUUCAACAGGACAAUGGCUGAUAUUUUGAAGAAUGUAAAAGACAGAGGGGUGUUUAUUGGUUUCUUUUCCUGCAGGAAUAUUUAAGUCCUGUUGUGUCUACUCGUUACUGUUCCCUUAGAUUUUUGAUUCAAGCCCUUUUCUGAAAAAAAAGUAAAAAAAAAAGUCCUGGUCUGAUAUUUUUGAACUGGAUGACACGGUUUACUUUUGAUAUUUAUUUGAGCCAAAUUGUGAGGAAAUGUGCGCAUACCCCCAAAAUCCUUAAGCAUUUCUCUCUAUCUUUCCUUUUUUAUAUAUAUAUACAGUAUAUAUACCAUAUUUUGUUGUUAAGUAUAAAUUUGGAAUUUGUGUAAUAUAUUGCUACUAAAUUAUAAAAAACAAAACCUUUAAUGUAAUUAUUUUGUGUUCAAAUGUAGCUUUGAUGCACUAAAAACUUUUAUUCCUUAUGAACCACGCCCAACAGAUUCUGUUAGUGAGAUGGUGUAUCUAGAGCCGUAACCUUUUAAACUAUUGCCUUCCUGCGCUAAAUAAGCCAUUCGCUUAAUUUUUGCACUAUGUUUGAACUCUCAUUUCUCUUUUUUUUGGUUAUGUAAUUAGAAAUAGCUGAAACUCUGCCGAAGUAAAUAUUAAAUAUUCCUUUACGUAUAUUUGCUGAACACACUUAAAGUGUCCUUUUAACAAAUCGUCAUCAGACACACACACACAUUCCUGCACCACAGGUGUGUGUGCACAUUCCCCCUGUCCGGAGGGCCUUUCCCCCGCAGUUACACAUGUGAUCCCUCUAUCCCUGGAGGAGGAAGAGUGUGAGGAUGAAGGGGUAGGAGGAGGAGGAUGUGGGGUCAGAGUGGUAUCUUCUUACCGACACCAAGGGCAGUUAUGCAAAAAAAAAAAAAAAAGCCUACCCUUGUUGUGCUCAGGUCCCUUUGUUCUGUAUAAUCAGUGAGUGCUUUGAAGCCUUUAUGGCCCUGAUUCUGUCUUUUCUGGUCUAAUUCACCAAUCGUGAGUGCCAGGGGCUCACGGCUCUGCCAAUAAUUCAUACGCCUGCACAGAUCAUCCGGGUGGGAGCUGUGUGAAGGUAUUUACAGCAGGUAUCAGGUGUCUUAUAUCUACCAGAAGAGUCUUCCACAAGAAGGAAGCAUCCGUGACUCUUAAAAUUGGGUCUUUAGUUGCUGUAAAAGUGAGAUUUGAUUUCAAAUAGUGAUCCAAAAAGGCUCGCAUUUGCAGCUCAGGUAAAAAUAAGUAAUGCAAGGUGAUCUGAAGAUCUCACAUAAAGACCCUCUGCCUUAUUCCUCUUUUUUAACAAUCAGCAGCCAUGUCUCAUUCCUGUCUUCCUUUGAUGUAGAGGAAAAGCAUGUUUCCCUGCUGUCUCCUCUGGAGCCUUCAUACUGUAGAGGACCUUACUUUAUUAUGGGCAAAAAAAUCAUGCAGCUAGAGAAACCACACGUGUACUUAUGUUUGUGUGGUUCCUUCAAAAAUCAAAACCAAAGAUCGUCACAACUGCCUGUAAUACUGUCAGGAUGGUAAUGAUGGGAAAGAAAUCAUGUCUUGAUCUCUAAUGUCAUUCUUUAUGCAAAACUAGGAAGCCAAAGUGUACAAGUGAGUUGUAUUUUAUUGUAUAUUGGAUUAAAGAGCACAAUGUUACUUUUUUCUUUUUACAAGAUGCCCCUUUUCCUUUUCAUAUACCAAAAAUGUUAAUUCAUCUUGCUCCUUUCAUUUCUCUUUAUGCUCAAAGCAUGUACAUCUGAAACUGAUAUGUUAAUUUAAGAAUUUCAUCCAUGUAUGUAAUGAUAUCGUUCAUGCUUCCAUAUUGAGUGCUUGUAAAGUUUGCUGAUAAUGUAGUUUUUAAUCAUUUUAAUUAAAAAACAUGUGUCUCA